Molecule: messenger RNA, 969 nt
Organism: Fundulus heteroclitus (mummichog)
Lineage: Eukaryota; Metazoa; Chordata; Actinopteri; Cyprinodontiformes; Fundulidae
Product: ladderlectin
Exons: 7
Coding region: 73-621 (182 amino acids)
Molecular function (GO): signaling receptor activity
Source: RefSeq, a predicted model, not a curated record
UGUUGCUGGCUGAUUCAGGAAACAGAUCCUUCUGCAUCAGUUUUCAAAUCUGCAUCAUCUCAUCACCUCAUCAUGAAGCUGCUGGCUGUGUGUGUCCUGGUUUUCUCUGUGAUGGCUCAGACCAGAGCUGACCCUGAACCAGAUGAUGGCUCCACUGAUCCAGAAGAAGUUGACUUGGUCCAGAGAUCUUCUUGUCCUCCCGGCUGGUCUCCAAUCAACAAUCGCUGCUUUCGCUAUGUUUCCAAACCCAUGACCUGGGCUAGAGCUGAGAGACACUGUCUGUCCAUGGGAGCAAACCUGGCAUCAGUUCAUGACACGAACGAGUACCAUCAGGUUCAGUCUGUGAUAAAAAUGGCAACUUACAAGUCCGAUGAAACAUGGAUUGGAGGCACUAACGCACAGGAGACGAGCAUUUGGUUGUGGAGCGAUGGAAGCCGUCUCCACUAUACAAACUGGUGUCAUGGAGAGCCUAAUAAUUAUAAGGGCAGGCAGUACUGUUUGGUGAUGAACUAUUCAGGUGAAAAGUGCUGGGAUGACCAGGACUGCUCCACCCGUCUUCCUUCUGUCUGCGCCAAGGAUGUCUUGGCAAAGACACCGGGCAACUGUGGCUUGCUGGGUUGAGUAGUCAACUGGCAAUCAGAAGGUUGUGGUUUCGAUUCCAAUUUCCCCUAGCCACAUGUUGAUGUGCCCCUGGGCAAGGCACAAGAUGCUUGAAACAGAAUCCAGUGGAGAAUUGGUGUUAUAGGUUUCUGUUAACCUGGCUUUUUCCAUCUUUAUCGCUAUCCUAAAAGCUCUUUCUGCUUCUUUGACUUAAUAUAAUUUCUCUUUAAUGGUACCCAGUGAAUAAAGCAACAACUAAACUGCAGGUGCAUUUCUUCUCUGUAAUUAGAGCAGACAGGGUUAUAAAAUUGAUCAUUUUAGCUAAACAUUCUUGUUUUCUUUGGCCUUGCAAAAAUAAACAUUUUAAGC